AUGGUUCAUAAUGUUCUAAAAGCAAGUAGAUUUCUCUGUCAACCAAGAGAAGCCCUUGCUUUGACCAUUGUCUUUAGUGGUAACAUAUGUCAAUCAGCACUUGACUCAAUGAAAGAAAUCAAUUCUCAAGUGGCUUCUAGUUUGUGUACUCUUGCCUCCAGCAGGGAACCCUGCAUCACUAAUUCUCUCUCGGUCAAUGAAAACCCAAACACCUCAUCUUUAAGUGUACAGUCUACCCCUGAAAUUGAAAAGAAGUAUGUCCAUCAUGUUUAUGAUGCUAUUGCUCCCCAUUUCAGUUCCACCCGGUUUGCCAAGUGGCCAAAGGUAGCUACAUUUUUGUCUUCUUUGCCUUCAGGAUCUCUUGUUCUGGAUGCAGGAUGUGGCAAUGGGAAAUACUUAGGCUUAAAUCGUGAUUGCUUUUUUAUAGGAUGCGAUAUAAGUCCUUCCUUAAUUAAAAUAUGUGCAGAUAGAGGGCAUGAAGUUAUGGUUGCAGAUGCUGUGAAUCUUCCUUAUAAAACUGGUUUUGGUGAUGCAGCAAUAUCUAUAGCUGUGUUACAUCAUUUAAGUACUGAAAAUAGAAGGAGAAAAGCAAUAGAAGAAUUAGUCCGAAUUGUUAAAAAGGGUGGCCUCGUUCUGAUUACGGUUUGGGCAGUAGAACAAGAGGAUAGGUCGCUGAUUACCAAAUGGACUCCACUUAUACCGAAGUAUGUUGAAGAGUGGAUAGGGCCAGGAAGUCCUCGUGCUCGGACCCCUUCCUCCACAUCUUUAGAAAGUAUUCCAGAAAGUGAGGAAAGUAGCUCAGGUGAGCACAUGAAAGUUUUCAAUGAGUGUUCCACUAAGAAAUUUCAGGAAACUUCGGGUCUAAGUAAUCAGGCUCAACAUUAUUCAGGCGAUUUGAAUGACGAAAAGAAUAUUGAGAAUCAACAGGAAUAUUUUGUUCCUUGGCAUUUACCUUAUCAUCGUGCUGAAAUUUCCAGUGCUUCUGCUCAGGCUCUUGCUAAUGGUCUGGCAACUAAAGAUGACAAAAAGGGUGCUGUAGUCUACAACAGAUAUUACCAUGUUUUUAGUGAAGGCGAGCUUGAAAGGUUGGCAUCUGAAAUAAGCAAUGCCAAAGUUGUUGAUCGGUUUUUUGACAAAUCCAACUGGUGUAUUAUUCUUGAGAAGGUAUUGUGACCAAGAGAAGACUAGCUGGUCUGUCAGGAGCCUAAAUAUGUUAUGCUGUUGCUGAUUAGCAAUGGCUUAUGCUGGGCAAAUUUUUUCAAGAGAAGCAAAAUUUGAAUACAAUUUUUUUUUUUACUGUUCCACAGUAAUUUUGAUUUUUGAAGAUGUUUCCUGGCUUCUUUUAUGCUGAAGGCGCUCGAUCUUGUUGCCUAGCAGAUAAUUCAUGUCUGUGUGACUUAUAAAGGGAGAGGUUGCUCAUCUUUGCUUGUAGUGUUUGUUAAGAACACUGAUUGGG
Molecule: messenger RNA, 1456 nt
Organism: Gastrolobium bilobum
Lineage: Eukaryota; Viridiplantae; Streptophyta; Magnoliopsida; Fabales; Fabaceae
Product: tRNA (carboxymethyluridine(34)-5-O)-methyltransferase
Biological process (GO): tRNA wobble uridine modification
Cellular component (GO): nucleus; cytoplasm
Molecular function (GO): tRNA binding; S-adenosylmethionine-dependent methyltransferase activity
Source: RefSeq, a predicted model, not a curated record